AUGAUAGGUCGCUUAGAUGAAAAAUCAAGGUCCCAUUACUUUCCGACCACUCUAGCAGAAUCGUGGACGAAGUCUGAAGGGAUCGAAUCAGAAGGAGAUGCAGUGACAGAAACAAAAAAAUCAAUUUACACAUAUCCCACGAAAUGCAUAGAAGACCAGUACAUGAGCCCGUAUCCAGGCGGAUUUCCACGACCACCAUAUACUCUCGAAGACGAAGCUCCGAAUAUGGAAGUAGAACGCAAAGGCGAAAUUUGCAACAUCGAAGAGCUUUGCAGUGAUUUGAAAGUUAUAGGCAGCGAAUGUAAUUUUGUGGAAGAAAGUCCAUAUCCGGGAGGCUUCCCACGAGCACCAUAUGAUGUUGAUGCAAAAGAACAGGAAACACUGCAAAGAGAUCAAAGAUUGUACGAAGCAUACCCGUUGGAAGCAAAAGUGCGACUGCUCAGAAAACUGUGCGAGGGAUACCUGCACGAAGCAAAAGAAAAUAUGUAG
Messenger RNA from Cylicocyclus nassatus, 489 nucleotides. NCBI's taxonomy places the organism in Eukaryota, Metazoa, Nematoda, Chromadorea, Rhabditida, Strongylidae. The record is from the annotation of a GenBank genome assembly.